Messenger RNA from Aaosphaeria arxii CBS 175.79, 585 nucleotides. RefSeq lists its product as uncharacterized. The record is from RefSeq and is a predicted model, not a curated record. The transcript is spliced from 2 exons. NCBI's taxonomy places the organism in Eukaryota, Fungi, Ascomycota, Dothideomycetes, Pleosporales. Bases 93 to 398 code for a protein of 101 amino acids.
CUCUGCUACCACCGACAGCCUGCACGCCAUUACUCGCCUCAGGCGGGGUGAACUUAGGCUAUCAGAGCUGAGGACGUGCUAUUACUGAAUCAAUGUUGGACCCAGAUUGCGGCGCAGCGAUGGAAGAACUUCUUCUGUCCUGGAUCCUGAUGUGUUGCGACGGCAUGCAUGAUAUGGUUGGGAUAAGGUUUGAGUCCAAGUUGUUUCUUCGGCGAUGUUCUGUUAUCACUACCACCGCCGCCGUCGUCCCCAUCGUUGCUGUUGUUCUUCGUUGGGCUGUUGUCGGGACGGAUGGAAGGAGUUGGCGUCCAACGUCCCGCCGUCAUACUAACGCCGCUGAAGCCUGCGUAAAUUGUAAAUCUGUACUACCACGAGCGUGGACGGUCAGGUCAGGGUAGGAAGGAGGGAUGUUCAUAUUCGUUGAUCAUUUCCAGCUACGUAGGGUUUUAUCUAACAAGAAAAGAAAACGAAUGCGAGUACGGAAUAGCAAGCUGGCGAUGUGUGUAGGUGGAAUGCAAAACUACCCGGGGAGUCGCGUGUGAAUGUGCGCACGUGCACACUUGCCGAGACGAUCACCCACCAAUU